This is a messenger RNA of Monoraphidium neglectum, 642 nucleotides long. RefSeq lists its product as hypothetical. The record is from RefSeq and is a predicted model, not a curated record. Lineage: Eukaryota; Viridiplantae; Chlorophyta; Chlorophyceae; Sphaeropleales; Selenastraceae. The annotation marks the transcript as partial. The transcript has a single exon.
CGCGCCGCGCGCGCCGCGGCGGUCAAGAUCGCCAAGCGCCUCAAGGCGAAGUUCAGCAGGGCAGUUGCCGUGAUUGGCACCCAGCGCGGCCGCGACGCCGACCUGCGGGCGUCCCUGGAGGCCGCACGCCUGGCGGCCAGCGAGGCCGAGGCCAGGGCCAAGGCGGCGGCGGAGGAGGCCGGGCGGCUGGCGGCGCUCGCUGCGCAGCCGCUGCUGCCGGCGUCGUGGCGCGAGUCGGCGCGGCUGGAGCGCGCCUGCAGCGCGCGUGGCGGCCGGCUCGCCCGCAGCAGCACCGGCAGCAGCAGCAGCGGCGGCAGCGGCGUGCCUGGCACGCCGGCGGUGGCGGCGGGCUGUGCCCCGCGCCGCCUUAGCUUUGAUAGGAGCAGCAGUGGUGGCAGCCGCUGCUGGGGCAGCGGAACCGGCGCCGGCCUGCCCGUGCCGGGGACGGACCUUGUCCUGGGAGGGUCGGGCUGCGGCGGUGCUCUCGCCGCUCAUCGUCAUUUCCCGCGGGUGGAGGCGGCGGCAGCGGCGGCGCCCCUCGGGCCCACCCCAGCCCGCACCAAGCGUGGCAAGGGCGGCGGCGCAUUUGGGAAGUUUGGUGCUUUCAUGAAAAGCGUGUUUGGCUGCGUGCCACACGCAUGA